Calliphora vicina (urban bluebottle blowfly) is the source of this 747-nucleotide messenger RNA. It is a transcript of the gene Cpr23B, whose product is annotated as Cuticular protein 23B. The coding region runs from base 1 to 747 and encodes 248 amino acids. The transcript has 2 exons. NCBI's taxonomy places the organism in Eukaryota, Metazoa, Arthropoda, Insecta, Diptera, Calliphoridae. The record is from RefSeq and is a predicted model, not a curated record. Gene Ontology annotation, cellular component: extracellular matrix.
AUGGCUUUUAAGUUUGUGUCAAUCUUUUGUUUGAUCGCCUUGGCUUCAGCUGGUGAUUAUGAAUACAAUAAACCCUCUACCAAUAACCAGGCCUCUGCCAGUUACGACACAAAGCCCAGUGAUAACAACCAUGAUAACCUUAAACAGUUAGUGGCUCCAACUCCGGUUCAACACGACAACCCAGAUCAAGAUUCUUAUAUUGAAACACAACAAAACGAUAAUUCAUAUCAUCAAGAAGAAAACAGCAAUGACAACAGAUUUUAUGACGAAAACAUUUCUUCAUAUGACUCUUCUAAUGAUAAUUCAUACAAUCCAUCUGCUUCGCAGUCUUAUCAAGCAGCGACCUCUUCCAGUUACAAUAAUGACCAAAAUGGUUAUAACUACAAUCCAGUUGUCUAUUAUCCUCCUGCCAAAUAUGACUAUAGCUACAGUGUAAAUGAUCCCACUACUGGUGACAUCAAAUCUCAUAGUGAAUCUCGUGAUGGUUAUUAUGUUCGUGGUGCCUAUAGCUUAGUUGAUCCAGAUGGUUACAAGCGUACCGUUACCUAUACUGCUGAUAAUGUUAAUGGCUUUAAUGCUGUCGUCAAACGUGAACCCUAUGUUGUUCAGUACCCUGUGCCCGUUGCCAAAUAUCAGUCGUCUGGUGCUGUUGAAAGUGUAGAGAAGUCUAAUAUACCUGCUUCCUCUCAGGAUAAGGACAGUUAUUCAAGUCCCCCAGCUCAAGAUGGUAAAGGGCCGUAUGCCUAA